Messenger RNA from Plectropomus leopardus (leopard coralgrouper), 5774 nucleotides. NCBI's taxonomy places the organism in Eukaryota, Metazoa, Chordata, Actinopteri, Perciformes, Serranidae. The record is from RefSeq and is a predicted model, not a curated record.
GUGAAAAGUGGAUUUGCUGCUUGAAGCUUGGCGGUUCCAGAGUAGAUUUUAUUAUGUUUUAAUCCACAAAUGUACAUGUUUUUAAGAACUAGAUGAUUUAACUUCAUAAUACAAUGAGGUCUAUGUGUUUUUCUUUUGAAAACUCGGCACUGUAACGCCUUCUGCUGCUGCCUAGCCCUCCAUCGGCUGAAGAAACAAUGCAGGCCUAGCUAGCAUCUAACGUUAGCUAGCGGAAGCUAAGCGGAUAACGCUGGUCCAGCAGACUGCAGUGGGAUUUAAACCUUGGACAAAGCCGUUUUUCGACGCUGUAAUAACAUCCUAUCCGCUAUGAGCUCUCAGCUGCAAGUCUUCUCUCCUCCCUCCAUCUCCUCCAGUGCCUUUUGCCGUGUUAAGAAGGUGAAGGUGGAGAGUAACGUUUGGGAUGUGUCCACCACUGAAGCUUACAGCUCCAUAGCAGGCCAGUCGGCAUACACCUUUACCCCUGCCAUGGCUGUACCACCCUUUGCCCCAUCUCUGGUCUUCCCACCUGCAGCACCCGGCUCCAGAGGUCAAGUGGUGGUGCGGGCAGCUGAUAGCACUGGCAGUCUUCCCCGUGGAUCCAGCCGGCGUGUGACUGAGCAGGCGACAUCUUCCUCUUAUGUUCAUACUGACACGUCUUCUGAAACAAGGGGACACAGGCAUGGGCAGAAGAGAAAGAUCGAGGAAACCAAUGAAGGCAGCGGGAGUGGGUGUGGCAGUGUCCAAAUAUUGGAGGAGCUCUCAGCCCCUGCAGCAACUUACUCCACCCGUACGGGAGGAGGUGGAGGAGGCACAGGCCAGUCUAUUCCCCACUCGGCUCCAACCACCAAGAGCAGCAGCUCUAAUGGUGAAGGGGAUUAUCAGCUAGUGCAACACGAGAUCCUCUGCUCUGUGUCCUGCAGCUAUGAAGUGCUGGAGUUUUUGGGAAGAGGCACGUUUGGACAAGUGGCCAAGUGUUGGAAGAGGGGUACCAACGAGAUAGUGGCCAUCAAAAUCCUGAAGAACCAUCCUUCUUAUGCUCGUCAGGGCCAGAUUGAGGUGGGUAUCCUGAACCGGCUGAGCGCUGAGAACGCAGAUGAGUACAACUUUGUGCGUUCAUACGAAUGCUUCCAACACAAAGGUCACACAUGCCUGGUAUUUGAGAUGCUGGAGCAAAACCUGUACGACUUUCUCAAGCACAGCAAGUUCAGCCCACUCCCCCUUCGGCACAUCAGACCCAUCCUACAGCAGGUGGCUACAGCGCUGAUGAAACUGAAAAGCCUGGGUCUGAUUCAUGCAGACCUGAAGCCAGAGAACAUCAUGCUGGUCGACCCUCUGAGACAGCCUUACAGGGUGAAGGUCAUUGACUUCGGCUCAGCAAGUCACGUGUCCAAAGCUGUCUGCUCAACCUACUUGCAGUCUCGCUACUACAGGGCUCCAGAGAUCAUUCUGGGUUUGCCGUUCUGUGAGGCCAUUGACAUGUGGUCUUUAGGCUGUGUGAUCGCUGAACUGUUUCUAGGUUGGCCUCUCUAUCCUGGAGCCUCUGAGUAUGACCAGAUCCGUUACAUUUCUCAAACUCAAGGCCUGCCUGCAGAGUACUUGCUGAGUGCCGGCACUAAGACCAGUCGCUUCUUCAAUCGAGGACCUGACUCAAGCUACCCACUCUGGAGGCUUAAGACCCCAGCUGAGCAUGAAAUGGAGAUGGGUAUCAAGUCCAAGGAGGCCAGGAAGUAUAUCUUCAACUGUCUGGAUGACAUGAUGCAGGUCAACCUGUCUUCUCAUUUGGAGGGGACGGACAUGCUGGCUGAGAAAGCUGAUAGGCGUGAGUUUAUAGACCUGUUGAAGCGGAUGCUCCGUCUGGAUGCUGACAAAAGGAUCACGCCUACAAAGACUCUGGGUCACCCAUUUGUCACAAUGAGCCACCUCAUGGAUUAUCCCCACAGCUCACAUGUGAAGUCCUGCUUCCAGAACAUGGAGAUCUGUAAGCGUCGGACCUCCUACGAUAGCAGCAAAUCCCUGUACUCCACCAAUGCAGUCCCCAGCGCUGCAGCGGGCAACCUCACUGUCACCUUUAGUAGCCAACUCAACCAGCAUAACCAGGUAUCAUCCAUAUCUUCACAGAUUAUAUACAUGUUCAAGGACUGUGGCUCCUCUAGUAUUAAUGAGUCGCACUUUGGAUUUCUCCAACAGGUGCCUUCUGCGGGGGGAGCGGUGCCUUUGCUGAACUACCAGCCAGCUCUGUACCAGCAGGCGACCAUCAACAUUCCCGGGCUGGCUCAACAGAGCGUCCCGAUUCCAACGCGUCCUGCUGGGCUGUGUAGCCAGACAGAACCCUUCCAGCAGACUCUCAUCGUCUGCCCACCCUCCACUAUUCAAGGGCUACAGCCAUCCAGUAAGAGUUCCAGUUUCCCCGUGAGGAUGGAGAACUCUGUACCUAUAGUACCUCAGAACCAGUCUGCUCAGUCGCUGCAGAUCCAGCCAAGUAUGCUCACACAGGGUUCCUGCACACCCCUGAUGGUGGCCACCCUGCACCCAUCCUCAGCAGGCAUAGCCCCCCAGUAUUCUCUGCCCCUCGGGCUGGGCGCCGGGGUGGGUCGCCCCACCCUCCUGGAGCACACAGCCACAGUGCUGCAGGCCUGGCCCACUGGCACACAGCAGAUCCUCAUUCCAUCAUCAUGGCAGCAGGUCCCAGGUGUGGCCAUCCAUAGCUCUGCCCACCAGUCAAAUGUUACUGAAUCGCCUCUUGAAACGCUUCACUCAGAUGCUUCCACACAACAGGGACACAGCUGGAGGAGCUCAACCCAAGCCAGGACCCAGCAGGAGAGGAAGAAGUUGAAAGCCAGACGUGGAGAGAACAGAAACAGGGGUAUAUCUGCUGCUUCACUACUCAGCGGUGUGACCCCUCCCAGCGCUACGUUGUCCCAACCAAUUGUCAUCUCCGACACACCUAGCCCGGCGGUCAGUAUCAUCACUAUACACAGUGACACCGACACAGAGGAUGAGCGCAAGUUCCACCCCGCCAGCGUUGGUCUGAGCCAGCGCACAAACGUCAUCAGCUGUGUGACUGUGCACGACUCCGACUCCUCUACAGCCAGUCCCCUGACUCCUCUGCCCCGCACACUUAACCCCGCUAGCACCAUGUCAUCACGCCAGGCCAAGUCUCUGGCAGUGGUGGCACCUUCAGUGAAAACCCAGGGCUCUGAGAGAGGAACAGUUUCACGUGGACGCUUGGAGACUGUGAACUACAUGAAACCUAAGAGAUCAUCCAACCGGCAGCCCUGCACUUCAGGGGAGAGCAUGGAGCGUCACGGACUGGUGCCAAGUCAGUCACACCCCCUAAACCUCAGCCAGGUUCAGCCAGUGGUAUCUUCAUCUCAGGAGCGUUCCCACAGUGACUCAUCAUUGCGUCGCCAGCCGACGUUUCCUCCGGCCGUCUCCUCUCACUACAACUUUUCCGAGGUGUCCACCUUGGCCUCAGCCUCGGCCCCUGGCUCCAGCCUGUACGCCUACCCGGCCUCCACUGCCCUCUCCUCGGCUUCUCAGGCCAUGGAACAGCUGCUAGGCCGUGGUCAUGCUAGCCAUGGACACUCCCCCUCCGCCUAUGCAGCAACAUACACCUCAUCGUCCUCCUCCCGGAGAGACUCGGCCAGUCGUAAGGAUUCUGUCAGUAGUCUGCUGCACGGCCUCCCCGCAGCCUACCAGCAUCAGUUCGCCACUGGUUCUCCCUACGUAAGUGUGACACCCCGGGCCGAGGCUUACAGUGCCUACCAGCUAAGUCCCAGGCGCCUCACACAGUACCCAUACCUAUAGGGAGUCACACACACACUCUGAACUAAGAAAUCUACUUCCCCACAUACUUUACAAAGGGACACUGAAACUGUGUUUCUAGAAUAACUGUUGUUCACUUAUUUGUUUGCUGCUUUUGACUAAAGGCAGCAUUUCACCUUCAACUCAUUUACAUGCUCUUUUGGGUCAUUUUAGUGUUUUUGAAACGUACUUUGAUAUUAUUUGAUGUCAUAUCGUUUUAAUCUCCCUUAACUGUAUUGGUUAUAGCCCAUAUUUUAUCCCCAUCGUAUCCAGAUGUAUAAUUAAGGCAUUGUGGUAAAUGUAUUUUACUCCUGUUAAUCAUGAGUUUUUUGUGUAAAGAAAGAUAAUCCUCCUGUCACAAGCUGCGACGACACUUUAGGCGAGCUUUUAGACGCCUGACUCACAAGGCUAGUGAAGGCCUAGCUGACAAAGAGUCAUUAGUUUCUCAAGAGCCUUGUCAUAAAGUUUUCACACUAAUCCACUGAGGCCCUGUGUUUUGAGCUUACAUAAUAAUGACUGUACCAUACCCUCGUUUGUUUACUCACAAAUAUGUCUUUUACUAUGUUUUUAAAUUAUGUUUUGUCAGUGUGAGAAAGGUCCAUGAAGAUGUGGAAUAAGAGAAAAGAUGUGGCGAAAACUGUGAUGGAUACAUGUUAAUUUAAGUGCACAUGUGAUAGUCUGUUAAUGUAGUGACAGUGUUUUAGGCAGGAUUAAUCAUGUCCUUUUAUGCAAUAGAAACUUAAAAAAACUGCAUCAACUGAGUGCUGAAUGUAUUUAUGAAGUAUAGAGGAGCGGGAAAACCAUCCUGAGAAAUGACAUGAAAAGCUUUUGUUUAAAAAAAAAAAGAAAUAAGAUAUUAUUCUUCCUCCCUACUUUUCUCUUUUUGAAAUAUAAAAAAAUUCAAUUUAAUGUGGACCGAAUUAUAUUCAGUAUCUACGAAUCCUGACUGUGUAGGACCUGCUCGUUAUUAAAAUGGAUUUAUGGCCAGUUUGUACUGUUUUAAAUACUUAAGAAGAAAAACAGGAUUUUUUUUCCUGUUUUUUCCCCUGUGGCACUUUGGGAAAUACUCACCAGAGUAUGUAAUGUAAAAAUGUAACGUAACAAACCCACACUGCUGUUGAAUGACUAGGGCUGGGUACCAUUUAAAAAUAACUAUAACAGUACAAAUAGCAUUACUUUUAAAGCGAUAACAAUAUACCAAUAGGGUACAUCAUGUGUACAUUUUAAUACCCUUCAUUUGAACAAAAGCAUUCAGUUCAGUAAAUGAAUUACUUUUGAACAUUUUGGCGGCAUCUCAGCACGCUGAGCUGCAAACUCUGUCAAGCACACCAUCCAUGACAUCACCACUGCCGGCUGAAUAGUUCGCACCUGCCGUGGUAGCGAGCCAUUCACACACCUCAUCAAAUUGAAAGCUUGCGGUGAUGGUCUGCGAGCAAAACCAUACAAUUGAUCAAUUAUCUUGAUCGAGUACAAAAAGAUCAAAUGCAGAUAUUGUUUGAAGGCGGUUCGAUACUACUUGGUACUGGGUGCUUUCGGCUGAUCCCUUAAAUGUGUAAAGUACUGAUCCCCAGCCCUAAAAAUGACCGAUGCAAAUAAGAUCAUGCAAGUGACCACUUUGGCUUCAGUUUCGUCUAUGUUAAAAUCCAUUCUUUUUCACCUACGGAUGGAUUACUACAGUCACAUUGUUGGUUUUAAUCACAGCGGAUUUUGUGGCUUAUUUCCUGCCAUUGUCUUUUAGUUAAAGGAGGCGAAUCUCGGGAUGAUUUCUGUGGUUUACGAAAGCUUUUUAGUAAAUCUUUCCCUGUUGUGUUUGCAUCCAUUUUGUGUUGUAAUGUCUGAAUAUUUAACUGUAUUUCAUCUUAACAUAGUAUAGUUAAGAGGCUAUUUGGUAGAACUAAUUCAGGGAAAAAAAAGGUUUCAGCUCAAAUAAUCCACUGUCACUGUUUUCAAUAAAAAUAACUACAAACUCA